This is a messenger RNA of Brassica napus (rape), 1358 nucleotides long. RefSeq names its product 2-oxoglutarate-Fe(II) type oxidoreductase hxnY. The record is from RefSeq and is a predicted model, not a curated record. The transcript is spliced from 11 exons. Bases 146 to 1078 code for a protein of 310 amino acids. Lineage: Eukaryota; Viridiplantae; Streptophyta; Magnoliopsida; Brassicales; Brassicaceae.
UUGCACCGUAUAAGCUGAGCUGAUGUGUAAGUUAAUCAGUCACACAGUGAUGACAUGACGUUAAAAAGAUAGAACAUUCAACUCUAUAUUCCUAUUACUAGUAUUUUGCACCGUAUGAGUCACAAAACGAUAAGAGAUUACGAAAAUGGAGACGUCACUUGUGCUCCCGAUCGUUGAUAUUUCUUCACCGGACAAAAUCACCACUGCACGGUUGAUUCGCCGGGCAUGUGUGGAACAUGGGUUCUUCUAUGUUAAAAAUCAUGGCAUCCCGGAAGAAUUGAUGGAAGGGGUUUUCAGGGAGAGCAAAAGAUUCUUCAAUCUCCAACUAGAGGAUAAGAUGGAUUCACUACACCGUGAUUUUCUCGGUUAUACUCCACUGUAUGCUGAGAAACUCGACACGUCCUUGACCACCAUAGGCGAUUCCAAGGAAAGCUUUUUUCUUGGCUCUUCAGAAGGCGUUCGCGGUCAGCGUUACCCAAAUCAAUGGCCUUCUGAAAAUCUAUUGCCAUCAUGGAGGCAAACCAUGGAAUGUUAUUACAAGAAUGUCAUGUCCGUGGGUAGAAAGUUGCUCGGCUUGGUUGCCUUGGCAUUGGAUUUAGAUGAGGACUUCUUCAUUAAAAUUGGAGCCUUGAAUGAUCCUGCAGCAGUUGUUCGCCUCAUACGUUAUCCAGGUGAAGUGAAUUCGUCGGAUGUAGAAACAUAUGGUGCCUCAGCUCACUCGGAUUAUGUAACGGUCACUAUUCUUUUGACUGAUGAAGUUCCAGGACUUCAGGUUUGUAGAGACAAAUCGAAACAACCACGCAUUUGGGAAGAUGUCCCUAGACUCAGAGGGGCGUUUAUCGUCAACAUUGGUGAUUUGAUGGAGAGAUGGACCAAUGGAUUGUUCCGGUCUACGUUGCACAGAGUGAUGCCGGUGGGAAAAGAGCGCUACUCGGUGGCGUUCUUCUUAGAUCCCAAUCCAGAUUGUAAUGUAGAAUGCUUGAAGACUUGUUGCAGCGAAACUUCUCCUGCAAGAUUCCCGCCUAUUCUCGCCGGCGACUAUAUUAACGAGCGUUUCAGGAUAACCUACGCCACUUAGGGUAUGAAUGGUGACCAGGGAACGACGAGGAAUAAUGCAUUCCCUAACGUUCCUAAAAAAAAUUACUAUUCACAAGGAAUAAUAAUUUCCUCUCAUUCCCUUUCAUUCCCUUUUUUGUAGAGAAUUAAAGAACAAAAUUAUUCCUUGUCAAAUUUGAUAAGGAAUAAUCAUUCUUUUUCAUUCCUGGUAUUUUAUUCCCGUACAUUCUUUUUUUAUUUGUUUCUCUUGUUUCCCGGAUGGUCACCAGUCGGACCCUUAGCCUUAGUGACUUUUAUGAUUA